AGGCAAAGCACAUGGCUUGUUCCAUUUUAAACAUGUCCAACGGUGGGGAUUAGUAUACCCUUAGGAUCUUUUCCAUAUCCACCUUUGAGUUUUGCCGGCCUUUCCUUGUGUUUUAGGUAGCAGACAUUUCCCUACCAUUGUUUCUCAUGUGACCGACCACUCAGUUUGCUUGACCUGGCAUUGCUUCUUCGUGUCCUCUCUUCCAAAAGUGCACUAUAAAGCCUAACUAUCUCUUUAAUUGCUUAUAAACCGAGAACUACAAUUGUCAAUCAUAUCUGCGCAAAAACCCUUCUCAAACAUUAAUAGCAAGAUAGGAAUAUCUUCGACGUCACAAGAGAUGGCGAAAGACGGUCUUGGACUGGAAAUUACCGAGCUCAGGUUAGGGCUUCCAGGAGGUGGCUUUGAUCAAGUGAUGCUGAAAACUGGCAAGAAAAGGGCGUUUUCCGAGAUUGAAGAGGAUCAUCAUCAGAAUGGGAAGAGAUCGAAUGAAGCUAAGUCUGAAAUAAUACCAAAAAAUCAAGUGGUGGGAUGGCCUCCAGUUUGCUCCCACCGGAGGAAGAUUAGCUUUAAUGGCCAGGAAUCAACAAAACUGUACGUCAAAGUUAGCAUGGAUGGCGCCCCUUUUCUCCGCAAAAUUGAUUUGGCUGCUCAGAAAUGCUAUUCUGACCUUCAGCUGAAUCUUGAAAGGCUUUUCGGUUGUUACGGUAUUGGAGAGGCGUUGAACGAUGCGGACAGUUCAGAAUUCGUUCCCAUAUAUGAGGACAAGGACGGGGACUGGAUGCUCUUGGGUGAUGUUCCCUGGACGAUGUUCAUUGAAUCAUGUAUAAGGCUGAGGAUCAUGAAGAGGACGGAUGCAAAAGGCAUUGGGAUUCAUCCAAAGAGCAGUUUGAAAGGAACCUCACGAGAUGGAUGAUACAUAUGUGCAAUUUCUUCCUCACGCUUAGUACUGAGAAGUGCUUGAGACUGAAUUCGGUGUACCCACUAUGACUUAUCUUUCCUCACAAUUACCUGUCUGAAACAGUAGUAUUUUAACUUUGAUUGGAUGGGAUGGGAUGGGAUGGAAGAGUUUCCUUCCAUAGAUGUCCCAAAUUUAUGUAAGCUGACAAUUUCCCUUGCCUCUUUAUAUGUAGCAUUUGCUCAAUUUGACGAUGGAUUUGUCAUAUUUGGAUUUUGUGUAAUGAACAACAUAUUGUGUUCCUUGAUACAUUUUUGGCUCAUGUAUAUAUCAGUUGCUUGCUAGGCACAUCAGUUUUGGUAAUAAAAGAUUAUCAUUAUGAU
This is a messenger RNA of Coffea arabica (coffee), 1278 nucleotides long. RefSeq names its product auxin-induced protein 22A. The record is from RefSeq and is a predicted model, not a curated record. NCBI's taxonomy places the organism in Eukaryota, Viridiplantae, Streptophyta, Magnoliopsida, Gentianales, Rubiaceae. Gene Ontology annotation, cellular component: nucleus. Gene Ontology annotation, biological process: regulation of DNA-templated transcription.